GGCGGGGUAUCCGGCGGGGCGGACCCCUUGGCGCGGCCGGGCGGGGUUAAAGGGUUGGGCCGUGGGACGGCGCGGUCAGAUCCCAGGUAGUGGCGCCGGUGGAUCCGGAUCGAGGGCAGGAGGCUAAGACCCGCGGGUGCUGGCCCUAAAGCAAGGAUCUGAGUGCAAGUAAUUUUUUUGGGAAGUGAUCGCAGAAAAUACCAGCAAGGAAGAAGAAAGUGAACCCAAAAGAAUUGAAAACAGGAUGCUGCCCAUCACAGACCACCUGCUGCACCUCCUGGGGCUGGAGAAGACGACGUUCCGCAUAUACGCAGUGUCCACCCUUCUCCUCUUCCUGCUCUUCUUCCUGUUCCGCCUGCUGCUGCGGUUCCUGAGGCUCUGCCGGAGCUUCUACAUCACCUGCCGCCGGCUGCGCUGCUUCCCCCAGCCUCCCCGGCGCAACUGGCUGCUGGGCCACCUGGGCAUGUACCUUCCAAAUGAGGCGGGCCUCCAAGAUGAGAAGAAGGUACUAGACAACAUGCACCAUAUACUCUUGGUGUGGAUGGGACCUGUCCUGCCGCUGUUGGUUCUGGUGCACCCCGAUUACAUCAAGCCCAUUUUGGGAGCCUCAGCUGCCAUCGCCCCCAAGGAUGACCUCUUCUAUGGCUUCCUAAAACCUUGGCUAGGGGAUGGGCUGCUGCUCAGCAAAGGUGACAAGUGGAGCCGGCACCGUCGCCUGCUGACACCUGCCUUCCACUUUGACAUCCUGAAGCCUUAUAUGAAGAUCUUCAACCAGUGCACUGACGUUAUGCAUGCUAAAUGGCGGCGUCUGGCAGAGGGCUCAGUGGUCUCCCUUGAUAUGUUUGAGCAUAUCAGCCUCAUGACCCUGGACAGUCUUCAGAAAUGCGUCUUCAGCUACAACAGCAACUGCCAAGAGAAGAUGAGUGAUUAUAUCUCCGCUAUCAUUGAACUGAGCGCUCUGGCUGUCCGGCGUCAGUAUCGCUUGCACCAUUACCUUGACUUCAUUUACUACCGCUCGGCGGAUGGGCGGAGGUUCCGGCAGGCCUGUGACAUGGUACACCACUUCACCACUGAAGUUAUCCAGGAACGGCGGCGGGCACUGCAUGAGCAGGGGGCCGAGGCCUGGCUUAAGGCCAAGCAAGGGAAGACCUUGGACUUCAUUGAUGUGCUGCUCCUAGCCAGGGAUGAAGAUGGAAAGGAACUGUCAGACGAGGAUAUCCGAGCUGAGGCAGACACCUUCAUGUUUGAGGGUCACGACACAACAUCCAGUGGGCUCUCCUGGGUGCUGUUCAAUUUGGCAAAGUAUCCGGAAUACCAGGAGAAAUGCCGGGAAGAGAUUCAGGAAGUCAUGAAAGGCCGGGAGCUGGAGGAGCUGGAGUGGGACGAUCUGACUCAGCUGCCCUUCACAACUAUGUGCAUUAAGGAGAGCCUGCGCCAGUACCCACCCGUCACUCUUGUCUCUCGCCAAUGCACGGAGGACAUCAAGCUCCCAGAUGGGCGCAUCAUCCCCAAAGGAAUCAUCUGUUUGGUCAGCAUCUAUGGAACCCACCACAACCCCACAGUGUGGCCUGACUCCAAGGUGUACAACCCCUACCGCUUUGAUCCGGACAACCCACAGCAGCGCUCUCCAUUGGCGUACGUGCCCUUCUCUGCAGGACCCAGGAACUGCAUCGGACAGAGCUUCGCCAUGGCCGAGAUGCGCGUGGUUGUGGCACUAACACUGCUACGUUUCCGCCUGAGCGUGGACCGAACGCGCAAGGUGCGGCGGAAGCCGGAGCUCAUCCUGCGCACGGAGAGUGGGAUCUGGCUCAAGGUGGAGCCCCUGCCUCCGCGGGCCUGAGCGUGGGCGCGAUCCCUGCGGAUCCCAGGGGUCCAGGCCCCUCCCAGACGGGCCGAGGCCACGCCCCCGAAGGACCAGGACUCGCCCCAAAGAUCCCGAGGGAAUAGGCCACUCCCCUCGAAGUUCUGGUUCAGCUCCUGGAUGACCAGGCACCGCUGUUGAGCAGCCUGAUGGUGCUGGCCACGCCCCUCAAGGCAAGGCUCUGCCCCUUAGGGGGUCUGAUCCCGCCCCUUGAGGCUUAGGUCCCGCCCCCUGAGUUCUCGCACCUGUCCUGUUUGAGGGACCAGGCUCAGCCCUGCCCACUUGGGCUCAGGUCCCGCCCUUCAGGAUCAGGCCCCGCCCCCAGGAUCCUGCGGAUUGAGGUCCUCAGGCCACGCCCCUGCAGAUCCAGGUCUCCAGUACUUGCCCACUGAGCCUUCAGAGGACCUAAGCCCCACCUCUGACUCAGGGCUCACCCCCUCCUGGCUGAACCCCUGGCAGGCUUCCAAAUUGAGGAAAUCUGGAGCCUGACGUCAGAGCUUUUAACCCGGACAUCACCCACCUGAGGCCCUCAGCUCAUAUGGGCAGACUGCUGAGGCGUGAGGCUGGAUCGUAGGGCUCGAGGCUGCUUACUUUUGUUGUUGUUUUGUAAACUCAGACCCUUGUAAGCCCCUUCCUUCCUCCCUUGCCCAAAGACCCUUUGCUGAGUGUUCUGUUUUUGUAGAAUAAAAGCAAAGGAUGCAGACCUACCCCACCCUCCACCCCCUAACUCAGCCAGACCCUUACACGUGGAGCCCCCAGCAUGGGAAUGAGGGGCUCUGCAACUGAGCGAAGCUGUGGGCUAGGAGGCUGGAAAGCCAUUUGUCCUAGGACAUAAACUCAGAUUUUGGGGGUCA
Molecule: messenger RNA, 2715 nt
Organism: Rhinopithecus roxellana (golden snub-nosed monkey)
Lineage: Eukaryota; Metazoa; Chordata; Mammalia; Primates; Cercopithecidae
Product: cytochrome P450 4F22
Biological process (GO): ceramide biosynthetic process
Cellular component (GO): endoplasmic reticulum membrane
Molecular function (GO): iron ion binding; oxidoreductase activity, acting on paired donors, with incorporation or reduction of molecular oxygen; monooxygenase activity
Source: RefSeq, a predicted model, not a curated record